AUGGAGCCCGGCAAUUAUGCCACCUUGGACGGGGCCAAGGAUAUCGAAGGCUUGCUGGGAGCGGGAGGGAGUCGCAAUCUCGUCGCCCACUCCCCGCUGACCAGCCACCCAGCGGCGGCGCCGACGCUGAUGCCCGCUGUCAACUAUGCGCCCCUGGAUCUGCCAGGCUCUGCAGAACCUCCAAAGCAGUGCCACCCAUACCCCGGGGUGCCCCAGGGGGCGUCCCCGGCGCCGGUGCCUUAUGGCUACUUUGGAGGCGGGUACUACUCCUGCCGAGUAUCCCGGAGCUCGCUGAAGCCCUCUGCCCAGGCGGCCACCCUGACUGCCUACCCCACGGAGACUCCCGCGACCGGGGAGGAGUACCCCAGCCGCCCGACCGAGUUUGCCUUCUAUCCGGGGUACCCGGGACCCUACCAGCCUAUGGCCAGUUACCUGGAUGUGUCCGUGGUGCAGACUCUGGGCGCCCCCGGGGAACCUCGCCACGAUUCCCUGCUUCCUGUGGACAGUUACCAGCCCUGGGCCCUCACCGGUGGCUGGAACGGCCAGAUGUGUUGCCAGGGAGAACAGAACCCACCGGGUCCCUUCUGGAAGGCAGCCUUUGCAGACUCAGGCGCACAGCACCCUGCAGAUGGCUGCGGAUUCCGCCGUGGCCGCAAGAAGCGCAUUCCCUAUAGCAAGGGGCAGCUGCGGGAGCUGGAGCGUGAGUAUUCGGCUAACAAGUUUAUCACCAAGGACAAGAGGCGCAAGAUUUCUGCGGCCACCAGCCUCUCAGAGCGCCAGAUCACCAUCUGGUUUCAGAACCGCCGGGUCAAGGAGAAGAAGGUCCUCGCCAAGGUCAAGACCAGCGCUACUCCGUGA
Messenger RNA from Equus quagga, 858 nucleotides. It is a transcript of the gene HOXB13, whose product is annotated as homeobox B13. NCBI's taxonomy places the organism in Eukaryota, Metazoa, Chordata, Mammalia, Perissodactyla, Equidae. The coding region runs from base 1 to 858 and encodes 285 amino acids. The transcript is spliced from 2 exons. The record is from RefSeq and is a predicted model, not a curated record. Gene Ontology annotation, biological process: regulation of transcription by RNA polymerase II. Gene Ontology annotation, molecular function: RNA polymerase II cis-regulatory region sequence-specific DNA binding; DNA-binding transcription factor activity, RNA polymerase II-specific.